UGACUUAUUCUCGAACCAAAAUUUCAAUAUCUUUCAAAGAAAAUCAAUUUCUUGGCGCAAACCUAACAUUAUAAUUUUGAAAAAUCUAUUUUUUAUUAAUAUCUAUAAAAUAAUUACUAUAGAGACCAAUGAAUCUUUGGUGGAAAAUAUAAAAUUAGAACGGUAGGCGUACAGCUGCGCAGAAGUGGCGGCCAUAUUGAAUUUCCCCCACCCAAAAUAAAGUGCCUUAUUAUAUUGAGGAGUAAAAUGUCCGAAGCAGCGCGAGUUUGAACGUAAAUGAGAAACUGAAUGGUCGAACCUUUUUUUAUUCUCUACCACUACACAAUGAGUCUACCUUUAUUGAACUCGGGUCAUGGCUGCUGGGCACAUGGUUUUAACAUGGCCUCAGUAUUGUAAAACCCACGUUCCUCUCUAGAACUUUAUCGAGAAGAGAAAAAUUUGUACAAAAGGCAAAAAUGACAAAAAUUUAUAAUUUUGAAUCAAAAAUAACAUAUCUUGAAUUUUGGCAAUUUUUACCUGAUAAAAUACUAGGUAUAAAUGAUAGUCCGGAAAGAAUUAGUAUUUCCAAAAGUAUGACUAUUUACAGAGGAGUUCUUAUCAAAUUAAUACAAGAUGUUGUUGACAUAAUUCCUUGACGUCAAAUAUCAGAUGUUACAUUAUCCGACUGUGUUUAAUAGUUUCAUGUUACAAGCACGAAUAUCAGAGAGAAAAAAAGAGACACACAACCGGUAUGUGUUGCUUUUGCAUGCACUUGUAGUGGAACUUUGAAGAAAGACGUCGUUCAAAAAGGGAUCAUGAAUCGUGAGAGAAUUCCAUUAUUAUUUCGUGACAUCAAUUCGGGACUGUCAGUGUUUUUUGCCACAAUCUGUAUAAUUGAUAUUUUUGGAGUGUUUCCCAUUAUUGCCCUGCCAAGAGCAAUCGUUCAAUGUGGUUUUUAUGGUAUCCCUCUUGUAUUGGUGGUAUUUGGUCUUCAAAUUUACACAGCGUCUUUACUUGGGAAAUCAUGGAUUAUUGCAACAGCUUUGGAUCCUCAUAUUUCGCGCAAAAAUCGUUAUCCACUGGCAGCUGUAACAGAAUUAACAUUGGGACCAAGAGCUCGAAGCUUAGUUACACUUCUUUUGGAUCUUACAAUUUUUGGUUGCGGAAUACCAAAUAUAUUAGUGGCAUCACAAAGUCUUCAACUCUUUGGCCUGAAGGUAUCAAAUAGUGAAUUUGACCUAUCAUUUUGCUAUUGGUUGUUGGUUGUCGGAUUUUUCUUAUGUCCAAUAAUGUGGCUUGGAAGUCCUCGUGAUAUGAAAUGGUUGGCAAGUAUUUCAGCAUUAUCUGUGAGUUUAACGGCUGCUAUUGUUUGGUGGUGCAUUAUUGAAGACGAUAGUUCACUAUCCGUUCCUUCGGUACCGACGUCGCCAGCCUGGGAUAAAUUUAUUUCAGGGUAUGGAAUGUUGGCCUUUCAAUUCGAUGUGCAUCCAACAUUGAUGACCAUUCAGGUGGAUAUGAGACAACCGCAGAGUAUCAACAAGGCUGUCAUGUACUCCUUUUUAGUUAGCGGUAGUUUGUUUGGUAUCACUGCCGGUUUGGCUGUUUGGAAAUACGGUGGCGGUACAACGGCAAAUGUUCUUCAAUCAAUUUCGCCGAGUUAUGCCAUAAGAGCGGCAAUUUUAAUUACUGCUGUUCAAUUAUGCCUCUCGAGUGCAUUGGGACAUUCCGCUCUGUUCCAACACCUAGAGGAUCGUUGGCGAAUUCAAAGAUCUUUCGGUUGGAAACGCUGCGCACUGCGUUCAGCAAUAGUGUUUCUCGGCGUUGCUGUCGGCGAAUCAGUACCUCGUUUUGACAUUGUCAUGUCCCUAAUUGGUGGUACCUUAACUGGACCACUGGUAUUUGUCCUACCACCAAUAAUGUACAUUCGUGCUCGAGCCUUAAAAGAACGUGCCGAGGGAAGACCAUCAACGCCCGAAGUAUUCUCCACCUAUCGUCGAGAAUCAAAUCAGGAAAUUUUAUUCGAACCAAAAGCACAUUCACAAUCGAUUUACUAUGGUUUUCCCGAUGGCAAUACAAAUCCAUAUCGUUACGCCUAUAUUUAUUACGAUAAAGAUCAAAAUUCAACGGAAUUGACUGAGAUUGAUGACGACGAUGAUGAGGAUGAUAGUUCAGCGAAGGAGGGCUUUGCCAAAAAUGAUUUACAAUUAACACGACAAAGAUCAAGUAAUGAUCGUCCAAUGUUAAUUGAAGCCAGUAGAAUUAAUCAACGACGUAGAAGAGUAAUUUCAGUUGAAGCGCCCGGUGGUUUGAGAAGUUAUUGGAAUUUGCAGACGUUGUUCGAUUUUUUUGGUUAUUUUGUCGUUUUACUAGGUAUUUUAAUAACAAUCUCAUCGACUUAUAUUAAUGUGAAGAAUACCAUUAGAUUCGUCACUUUUACACCGCCUUGUAUAUUUAAUGUCACUGCUGCAUUUUCUUCUCUAAACAUUUCGCAAACUUAAUUUUUAUAUUUUAUCGACAAAUUUUUUUGGUUUUUCUUCUGAAAUUUUAUUUGCAUAUUUAAAUUUUGUUACUUAUGCGUAAAAGACUGAAAUUUGCAAUAAGUGUAUAACAUCUUUUACACUACAAUUUAGAAAAAUAUACGUGACGCACUCCGAAGAAAAAUUUUUUGUAUAGGUACUACAUGCCUUUCUUCUGAGUGCUUCAUAUAUUUAAUUCUUAACUAUUUUUAUUCAUUUUUUAUGUUUAGAUAAUGUUUCAAAUAUUUUUAAUUAAUUAAAACUUUAAUGAAGUUAAAGUUAAAGUUUUUUUAUUUAUCAUUAAUGAAUGAUAUUUGCGAUAUACUGAUAAUCUUUAUUUAAU
Molecule: messenger RNA, 2838 nt
Organism: Leptopilina heterotoma
Lineage: Eukaryota; Metazoa; Arthropoda; Insecta; Hymenoptera; Figitidae
Gene: mah
Product: amino acid transporter AVT1B
Exons: 10
Coding region: 795-2477 (560 amino acids)
Source: RefSeq, a predicted model, not a curated record